AUGCCUGUGUGGCUGUCAUGGCUUCACUAUCUGUCGUUCUUUAACUACGGCUAUGAGGCGUUGGCGGUCAACGAACUCGACGGACUGUUCCUGUCAGGCAACGUCUACGGGGACGUCUCGGCUGACAAUAUUAACUCGACUGAGAUUCUGAUUAAACUUGGGCUACUACCAAGUAGCUAUCUGUUUGAUCUGUGUGCAUUGACUGGUGCCGUUGCUCUGCUCAUAGCCUUGGGCUAUUUGGCGCUUAGAGGAUAUGCGAAGUAGUGGCUCUGGCCACCUAAUGAAAUAAAACGUAUACGUGCGCA
Sphaeroforma arctica JP610 is the source of this 305-nucleotide messenger RNA. RefSeq lists its product as hypothetical. Bases 1 to 264 code for a protein of 87 amino acids. The record is from RefSeq and is a predicted model, not a curated record. Lineage: Eukaryota; Ichthyosporea; Ichthyophonida. The transcript has 2 exons.